Molecule: messenger RNA, 1023 nt
Organism: Fraxinus pennsylvanica
Lineage: Eukaryota; Viridiplantae; Streptophyta; Magnoliopsida; Lamiales; Oleaceae
Source: the annotation of a GenBank genome assembly
AUGGAUUCUUUUGAUAAAGUCCCUAACCCAACUGCAAAUCCAGAUAGGGAUGCAGAUUUUUCAGGGAUUCUUGAAAUCCAUGUUCAACAUGCUAGGAACAUUCAUAACACAUGUAUCUAUGACAACCAAGAUGUUUCUGCUAAAUUCUCUCUCACCUAUAAUCCGGACGAGACGCUGUCAACAAGGAUCGUCAACGGUGGUGGGAAGAAUCCUGAAUUCAAUGAGGUUUUGAUCAUGAAAAUCAACCAGAUCGAUGCUGUUCUCAAAUGCGAAAUCUGGAUGCUUAGCCGGGCUAAGAAGUCCAUGGAUGAUCAGCUUCUUGGAUUCACCUUAAUGCCGAUUUCUUCGGUUAAUGGACAAGGAAAGGUGACUAAAGAUUUUAGCCUGUCUUCUACUGAUUUGUAUCACUCCCCAGCUGGUACUAUCAAAUUAUCCCUUUCUUUGAGUGCAAAUCAAAAUGCUCCUCUCGAUCACUGUGUAAAUUCUUUGUCUGAUUCGGUUGCUGAUUCGUCUAAAACUUCUGAUCUUUUGGUGGAUAAAAAGAUCCAAGAAGAGUAUUUCAGUAAAGACUUUCCUGAUAUUAACGUAGUCAAUGAAAACCAGCAAAUGGUUUCAGAAUAUUUUUCAGAGGAAGGAUCUUUACACAAUCAUGUUAUUGAGGCUGAAGAAUCCGCAAAGACAGCGUGUGUAAACAAGAAUCUUAAUAUAGCAGAAGAGGGGUUUUUGCACGAUCACAAGUGCGUUGAGGCUAAGAAAGCAUCUUUGGAACGUGAAUUUUGGGAUAUCGUUCUUCCUGGACUUGAUUCUGCAGAUCCAGCGCCAAGAUUAGCAAAGAUCGAUCCCGAUUUCAGUAGCCUAGCAGAACUAAAGGAACUAAAUGAAGAUUGGUUGAACUCUUCAUCGUGGUGGAAGUCUCCUCCACGUUCUCCUACGCGUUGGGAUUCUCCACCCGUCUCUCCUUUUGCACGGGAGCACGAGUCCGUUGAAUUUACUUUGAAGGAAGAAGAUGAUUGUCAUGUAUGA